GCAUGCUCUGCGUGGGGCUGGCAUUGGAGCUAGCUUGCUCAGGGUUUCAGGGACUGACUUUGGGACAUGUGGAAAGUUUAUGGAUGUAUGGACCUUUGGGAUUUUAUGUAUUUCCGUGGGGUUUCCCCUACAACUCUGACCAUCGGAGGAGAGCCAGCUGGGGAGAAGGCUCGGAAGACAGAGUUGUCCGACACCGAUGUCAAUGCUUGCAUUCGCCCAGGGUCGCAGAAGGUGUCACUGUUUGAUGUCGACGAAGUUUCAGGGAACACCACCAAAUGUGUUUUGGAGAAAGAGUUCGGGCCAGACCAAAUUCUCUUCUGUCAAUGCGAUGUCACAUCUGAGGAGCAGUUCAAAGAUGCUUUCCAAAGGACCGUGCAGAAGUUUGGAGGGAUCAACAUUGUCUGUAACAAUGCUGGCAUCAGCAAUGAGACAGACUGGGAGAAAACCGUUGCCGUUAACCUGAAUGGUGUGAUCAGAGGGACCUACCUGGCCCUGAACCACAUGAAGAAGGAAAAUGGAGGCAGAGGGGGAGUCAUCAUCAACAUCGCCUCACUGGCAGGUAUUGGUCCUUUGCCUGCCUCCCCUGUCUACACGGCUAGUAAACAUGGAGUCAUGGGUUUCUGCAGAGCCAUGGCGAUGGCCUCAGAUGCUGCUGGCUAUGGCGUGAGAAUAAACGUGAUGUGUCCUGCAUAUGUGCGGACCGCUCUCCUAUCUGCUGCGAGUUCUCCAGAAUGUUCUGGAGACUUCUACAGCAUCAAGCACAUGAACAAGAAGUCUGUGGAGAUCUUUGGUAUUAUGGAGGUGUCAGACGUCGUGAAGGCGUUUGAGAGCCUGGUUCUGGAUGAGAGUCAGAAUGGAACGGCUGUCAUUGUGGACACACAUGGCUUUUACAACUUCAAGUUUCCCUCCACAGAGGAUAUACUACCAAGAAACACCACAGAGUAAUCCUGAUGAAUCAUUUGUGUGUGAGGCAUCAGGGAAGCCCAUUACACACACACACACACACACACACACACACACACACACACACACACACACACACACACACACACACACACACACACACACACACACCCUGAUCUUAGGAAAUCCUCAGAUGGUCUCGGAGGUCAUGCCAAAGAUUUUUUUAGUAGAUUAAGAUGAUUCAAACUCCGCCCACCCAAUGCAAAGGAGUGUGCUCAAGUUCGGUCUCCUAAAGGGGCGUUGUCCCCUCCUUCUUCGUCUUCUCCUUCUGUGGUAGUUUGGCGACGGUUUGGAUAAGAUGUGCUAUUCCGCCAUCUACAAUGCCAAGGGAACUCCAUUUAUUCAACUUCAAGCCUCCAAAGGUCUCCUAACCGCAGGUCUCCUAAAGGGGCGUUCACAUGACAUCACAUGGAUCCAGGAAAUACACAGGCUUGAGUCAUCUUACUCUACUCUACUCUCUGGUCAUGUCCUUCUGCCAUUUCCUCAUUGCCAAUCAGUAUGUAUUUAGCAAGACAGACGUUCCCCUUUCCUACCCAUCACCACCUCUGUCCACACUGCUGUGGUGGCUGAUAUAAGAGUCUGUUUGCUAGUUUCUUGUUUGUCUGCACAUAACAUUUAUAAACCUUUAUCACUUUAUUUAUGAAGCUUUUGAAUCUUUGAAUCUAUCCCAAAUGUUUACAAUGUUGUCUUGACUUUUUCUAGUUGUUUUAUUUUCAUGUUUACUCCCAUUUUAUGUCAGUGUAGUUCUGUGCCACUAUCUGUGUUCUUUAUGCCAUUUGCUGUGAAUGAGGGGAGAUGUCACCCCACCUUGAUAUAGGGGUGGGCGAUAUGACAACAUUAAACUGUGAAUUGUGAAAUCGAGUACAAGAUGGUCUAGAAUCUGCCAAAGUGGAGAAAUCGUAUAGAUUGUCUUGCAGUGAGGAUGUUUACCAUCAGUAUCAGAGUGAUGUCUACUAUUUGUUGUUGUCUUCUGCACUUGUAUUCUUUGCAUUACUGUAUUCCAACAGCCUGUUAACAUGUAAUUAAUUGCUAAUUACAAAUGGCAAGUAUAUAAAAUGCCUGUUUUUUUAUACUUUUUAUUUUUUUGAUGGAAGAUUGUGAAAAAUUAAAAUUUUAUAUAGCCUAUAAAAAAUGUGAUAUGACAUUGUGAUUUUGCCAAAUCACCCACCCCUACCUUGAUACAACCAGUUCUACAGGGUACCACCCACACUCUUAAUCCUAGUGAUGGUUACAUUAUCACACUUUUUGGUUGAUCGCUUUGUCCUUUGAAGUAUGUUCACAGACUGACUCCACAAAAGGUUUUGUAUCGAACAUUUUUUAAUUGAACAGGAUGGCAAGUUGUGUGCUUCUCUGUGCUGUUUUGUCAUGUGCACCAUGUUAAAUAUGUGUGUAUUAGAGGACUUUGAAUAAACCUGUUGCACCCAGAA
This is a messenger RNA of Engraulis encrasicolus (European anchovy), 2390 nucleotides long. Its product is annotated as 15-hydroxyprostaglandin dehydrogenase [NAD(+)]-like. The record is from RefSeq and is a predicted model, not a curated record. The coding region runs from base 67 to 945 and encodes 292 amino acids. Gene Ontology annotation, cellular component: cytoplasm. The transcript is spliced from 7 exons. NCBI's taxonomy places the organism in Eukaryota, Metazoa, Chordata, Actinopteri, Clupeiformes, Engraulidae. Gene Ontology annotation, molecular function: oxidoreductase activity, acting on the CH-OH group of donors, NAD or NADP as acceptor.